AUGGACGGAACCCUUAGACAGACCCUGGUCCAUGAGAAUAUCCAGUGGCCCACAGGUCUGUAUAGCAUUAGCAUUGUAGCCUAGCAUUAAUACCUAGCAUUAUACAUUGUAGUAUGCUGAGCCUGGUCUCUGUUUGUGUUAACUCUCCUCUGCUUCUCCUCCUUCUCCCUCCAGGUCUGGCAGUAGAUUACUUCAACGAGCGUCUCUACUGGGCGGACGCUAAGCUCUCUGUCAUCGGGAGCGUGCAUCUCAACGGCUCCGACCCUGUCAUUGCCGUCACCGGACUCAAAAACAGUUCAGUUCCCCUUCAUACUUAUCAGGGUUGGGGUUCAGUGCUACAUAGUGUAUUUAUAUGAUGUUAUGUUUUAUGUUGAAUUCUGUGUGAAAUUCCUCUCGUUUCCACAGAUUCCAAAUUGCUAACUGUAAGCAGGCUAUUGCUCUCACCAACAGGUGUCACUGUUCUACAGAGUUGUGCCUUCACUUCUCAGAACUACAUAAGAGUUUGAGCAGCAUGGAUAACAAAACUCUCUCUCCUUACCUCUUCAGACCUUCUCCAUCCAUUCAGCAUCGACAUCUUUGAGGACUACAUAUAUGGCGUCACCUACAUUAAUAACUUUGUGUUCCGGGUCAACAAGUUUGGCAAGGGCCCCAUGGAAAACUUGACCACUGGCAUUAACCACGCCACAGACAUAGUCCUCUACAACCGCUACAAACAGCCAGAGAGUGAGUGUCUGUCUGUCUGUCUGUCUAUCGCUCCCUUCCUCAUUGGAAAUACCUCAAAUGACACCCUAUCCAUUAUAUACAGUAGUGCACUACUUUUGACCCCUAUUCACCAUAUAGUGCACUUCUUAUUUUUGACCUCUUAUUCACUAUAAAGUGCAAUACCGUAAACCCAUAUUCCACACAUAGUGUUCUUCUGACCCCUAUUCCCCAUAUAGUGCACUACUGUUGACAUUCACUCCACAUAAAGUGCACUACUGUUGACCCCUAUUCCACAUAUAGUGCACUACUGUUGACAUUCACUCCACAUAAAGUUCACUACUGUUGACCCCUAUUCCACAUAAAGUUCACUACUGUUGACCCCUAUUCCACAUAUAGUGCACUACUGUUGACCCCUAUUCCACAUAAAGUGCACUACUGUUGACCCCUAUUCCACAUAUAGUGCACUACUGUUGACCCCUAUUCCACAUAUAGUUCACUACUGUUGACCCCUAUUCCACAUAUAGUGCACUACUGUUGACCCCUAUUCCACAUAUGUGCACUACUGUUGACCCCUAUUCCCAUAUAGUUUCACUACUGUUGACCCCUAUUCCACAUAUAGUGCACUACUGUUGACCCCUAUUCCACAUAUAGUGCACUACUGUUGACCCCUAUUCCACAUAAAGUUCACUACUGUUGACCCCUAUUCCACAUAUAGUGCACUACUGUUGACCCCUAUUCCACAUAUAGUUCACUACUGUUGACCCCUAUUCCACAUAUAGUUCACUACUGUUGACCCCUAUUCCACAUAUAGUUCACUACUGUUGACCCCUAUUCCACAUAUAGUUCACUACUGUUGACCCCUAUUCCACAUAUAGUUCAGUGGGGUUUGCCUUUAUCAUGCUCUGGUUCUUACUGUCUAUUCUAUCGCUCUGUGAUUCAGUGACCAACCCAUGUGACAGGAAGAAGUGUGAGUGGUUGUGUCUGCUCAGCCCCAGUGGUCCAGUCUGUACCUGUCCUAACGACCGCGUGGCUGAAAACGGCACAUGUGUGGAGAGACCCCCUCCCACACAGUCUCCAUUCUGUAAGUACACACACACGCACGCAUGUACAUAUGCGCACACACACACACACUCUAUCAAUAACCUCUCCCCCUAUCUCCUGCCCCCCAACCCCUCUCCUCCCAGCUCCCCCGUCCGGGCCGUGUACGGUCCUGUGUCUGAACGGCGGGAACUGCUUCCUGAACGCCAGGCAGCAGGCUAAGUGUCAGUGUCAGUCCAGCUUCACGGGAGAGAGGUGUGAGGUCAACCAGUGUAGAGACUACUGUAAGAACGGAGGGGCCUGCACUGCCUCCGUCGCAGGUAGGUCAUUGGUGUGGCCGCAAACUAUUCUAGGUGGCUGCCAUUUUCUAUUGCAGACUCUAGGGGCUGAAUCCUAACUUGAUGCAAAUUCUCAUGUUAUUCGCGCGUUGAUAUUCAUCCAAACAUAUCUCAGGUUAGGAUUCAGCACUAUGUGUGUUAGGUAGUCACAUAGUAUUUAGCCUACAUUAUAUUUUUGUUCUUAUUUAGCAUGACCCUUUGUUUCCAGUGUAACGUCCACACCCGUCUUACUUAACCUUUGACCUUGUCAUUCUCUCUUCCAGGGGCCCCUACAUGUCGCUGUCUGAAGGGCUUCACGGGGCCCCAGUGUAACCUGCACACCUGUCAGGACUACUGUCACAAUGGAGGCAACUGCACCGUAUCCCAGGGCAACCAGCCCACCUGUCACUGUCCGCCUGAGUACCUGGGAGACCAGUGUCAAUACAGUGAGUGCAUAUUCUAUAAAGGGUUAAUAAGAGGUUAUUUACCCAACCAUGUGCACAACUUCCAAGUCAAGUGGAUGUUGAGCAUUCAGCUUUGUAUCAGCUUGGUAUAACAGUGUACCGAAAAGUAUAGUUCCUGUAUUUUCAUCUGGAUCUGUCAUUCGUCUGAUUUUAAUUAUUUAUUUUGAAGCAGUUCAGCAAAAAACAUUUAAAUAACCUGUCUUCAAUCCACUUCUUAAUGCAAUACUUAAUCACUAAUCAGAAAUGGCUCAAAAGGAGAGUCUUCACUGUGAGACUGUAAGCUCUAUUUCUCUGCCUCUCAAUCUGCUCACCCCCCUCCAGGUAAAUGUGAGGAUUACUGUAAGAAUGAGGGGAAGUGUCUGCAGACAGCCAAUUCCACCAAGCUGUGUCGCUGUCCCCCUCAGUUCCACGGACAGCUAUGUGAGCUGGACAAGUGCGAGUACUGCGGACCCAACGGCAAGUGUCUGCCCAAAGCCUCAGGAGAGGUCAUGUGCAGGUAGGAGUGCACGCUACAUACACACACACACACACACACACACACACCACACACACUGUUCAGUCCGUUCACGCUCACACAUGCACAGAUGCACACACACUGCUCAGUCACACACACACACCUUACACACACAUUCUGCUCAGUCCCCAGUUUGUUUUAUCUUAAUAUACGAGUUAUCCUGGUGUUAUCCUCAAAAACAAUUAUCUGGUGUUGUUUGUUCACUCACUCUCUCUGUCCUUGUGUCUGUGUACCUGUCUAUGUCCAGCUGUCCUAACGGUCAGACCCAACCCAGCUGCUACACCUGUCUAGAUUUCUGCACCAAAGGACUCUGCUCUAUCCAACCACGCACGCUCCUGCCCCAGUGCAAGUAAGAGGAUGGAACCCUAUCAUACACACACGUAUUUAGGGGUCUCUCUGUAUCCUGUGUGAUGUGUAUUUGGGUGUCUCUCUGUAACCUGUGUGAUGUGUAUUUAGGGGUCUCUCUGUAACCUGUGUGAUGUGUAUUUAGGGGUCUCUCUGUAACCUGUGUGAUGUGUAUUUAGGGGUCUCUCUGUAACCUGUGUGAUGUGUAUUUGGGUGUCUCUCUGUAACCUGUGUGAUGUGUAUUUGGGUGUCUCUCUGUAUCCUGUGUGAUGUGUAUUUGGGUGUCUCUCCGUAUCCUGUGUGAUGUGUAUUUAGGGGUCUCUCUGUAACCUGUGUGAUGUGUAUUUAGGUGUCUCUCUGUAACCUGUGUGAUGUGUAUUUAGGGGUCUCUCUGUAACCUGUGUGAUGUGUAUUUAGGGGUCUCUCUGUAACCUGUGUGAUGUGUAUUUAGGUGUCCUAUAGAAUGGAGGGGGUAUCGAUGUGAAGUCAUUGCCUCUCCUGUGGAUUCUCCUGUCUCCAGUGGAAGUAAGUUACUUUAGUCUCUUUACAGUGUCAGUGAAACACAUGUUAUAACUACAGAUUAGAACACAUGAUUAUAGCACAAUACAUGUUAUAACCUGUCUGUCUCUCAUUGGUCGAUGUGUUGCAUAUAUUCUGUUCUCAUUGGUGUCCAUGUUGCUCUCUCUGCAGGCUCUGCCUCCAUAGUCAUCCCAGUGCUGCUGCUGUUGUUACUGGCGCUGCUUGUCGUCGGGGCGAUCUUGUGGUACAAGAGGAGAAUGCGUGGGUGAGUAGACCAGGGGUUUCCAAACUCUUUCACUCAGGCCCCCCUUCCAGCAUUGGGGAACAUCCCGCGCCCCUGCCACGUCUAUCUCUAUGGGCACCAGCACUGUUCAUGACACAAACUGUUCACAACCGUCUUGUUGGCGGAGGAAUUUUUUGGCAGGUUUUAAAGCUUAUUUCCUGCAAUUCUACACAUUUUGUAAUGAGGUGCAGAGAAAAUGUUACAGUUUUCUUGCAAUUCUGUAAAUUUUUCCAUUUCCAAUGUGUAUGCUUGUGAUAUUUGUGAGACUCAAAUAUUGCAACAAAAUCUAUGGGCUAAAAAAACCUAGCUAAAAAACAAUAGCUGGCAUGGGCUAGUUGAUCUGGACAUUUCUGACAAGUUAUAAAUGGCUCUCUAAGGUAUGCAAUGACUGCCAUGACAAGAGGAUUCUACUAGUGCAUUCUACUAACUGAGCCCCUGUCCCCGGGGGGGGGGGGGACCCCCACCCUACCGACUCCAGAGUUUGGGAACCACUAGAGUAAACAACCAUUGUGUUGAGACUGGGUGUGAGAGCUCCCACUCAUUCUGUCAAACUCGAAUCUCUUUUCCACCUUUCAUCUGUACCUCCCACCAUCACACUCCCUCUUUAUCUCUAUUUUCUCUCUCUUUUCUCUCUCUUUUCUCCGUCUCUCUCCCUCUUUCUAGGUCUGCAUGGCCGGGCAAACGCUCCCGACGUUCUCGGUAACUUAAUAGGGUCAUGUCUAUCACCUGUUUCCCCCCCUCUCCCCAAUGCCUCAUCUAAACCACCAUCUUGUCUGUCGGUCCAGUGACGGUCCUCCAUUUUGCUGGUCUCUCUGUAGGAGAGUGUCUGUCUGUCCGUGCCUCCUCUCUCUUGUUCAGUACAGGGUUUCCCACCCAGGAACGCAGGGGUCUAUUGACAGAUAGAUUGACUGGUUCUUCCUUACCCAUCCAUACCUUUCCCUGUCUACAUGUAUAAAUAUUUGUAUCUAUCAGUGAUGCUUCUGUGCCUGCAUUGUAGCAGUGGAACAUUUGCGUUGUGGAAAAUCCAGCAUUCACCAGGAUAGACACUGGAUGUGUCCAAAUGGCCUUUGAAAAAAGCACAUUUGCAUUUUCAAUGUACCGUGGUUCGGUGUUGCCUUGACUGUGUGGAAUCGUUUUCCUGUACUGUACAUGUAGCUGGUGGUGUGUGAUGGUUUGGUGUAUGCUGGAUUUCUCUCUCCUGUCAGUGGCUUGAUUCAAGGCUCUCAGUGCUUUCAGUGUGUGUUCCUGUGUUGUAGCUACGUCUAUGCUACUGUUAAAGUGUUGAGAAGAAACAAACUCACUGUGUGUGUGUGUGUCCACAGUGCUAAGGGCUUCCAGCACCAUAGGAUGACCAACGGGGCCAUGAACGUGGAAAUAGGAAACCCAGCCUAUAAGAUCUACGAAGGGGAGCCAGACGACGAUGCUGGGGAACUCCUGGAUUCAGACUUCGCUUUAGAUCCAGACAAGGUAACAACACACUCACUUAUAUUCACACUUGAUCCAUCUUAAAUAGUUAACACUUGUUUUAACCCUCAGGUUACUUGUUUUAACACUGCAGCACUUCUUAACUCAUAGGAAUUAAAUUGACACAUCAAAAAAAGUGCACUCCAUGAGACUCUGCCUCUAGACUACCUGGAUUGCAAUGAAACCUAAUUUAGGACCCUUGUAUGCUCUUUGUCCAAACAUUAUUUCUGUGUUCCCUCCCUGCAGCCUACCAACUUCACCAACCCAGUGUACGCCACCCUGUACAUGGGAGCCCACAACAGUCGCAACUCCUUGGCUAGUACAGACGAGAAGAAAGAGUUACUGUCACAGGGGGAUGAUGGGGAGGAUGAGGACAUGAGUGACCCGCUGGCAUAG
Coregonus sp. 'balchen' is the source of this 6042-nucleotide messenger RNA. The record is from the annotation of a GenBank genome assembly. NCBI's taxonomy places the organism in Eukaryota, Metazoa, Chordata, Actinopteri, Salmoniformes, Salmonidae.